This is a messenger RNA of Anopheles darlingi, 2023 nucleotides long. Its product is annotated as synaptic vesicle glycoprotein 2B-like. The transcript has 5 exons. The record is from RefSeq and is a predicted model, not a curated record. Gene Ontology annotation, molecular function: transmembrane transporter activity. The coding region runs from base 311 to 1903 and encodes 530 amino acids. NCBI's taxonomy places the organism in Eukaryota, Metazoa, Arthropoda, Insecta, Diptera, Culicidae. Gene Ontology annotation, biological process: transmembrane transport.
UGACACACCAUACUGAUAAGCCCACCGCGUCACAACGUGUGCAAUCAUCUGUGUGAACGAACGCGUGAGAUGAACCGGCGUGCUAAGAUAAUGGGGGGAUCAUAGCAACCACACACCACGACUACAACCACGUCGGACGACGACGACAACGACGACGGCGAUGUUUACUUAGAUGAUUUGAAAUAAUCGCAAGCUUUUCGCAGGUGGUGCAUCGGCUGCGAAGUAGAAGGACAGCGCGAUCGUCGUCGCGCAGUCGUAAGUGAGAAUCGCGCCACAACGGUCACCAGUCAUCGAGGUACACGGUACUGUAAUGGCACCGCAAGCGAUCAGCAUGGUAUUUACGGUGGAGCAAGGCGCAAGUGGUAAGGCUAUGGACCAACGGAAGGACACAACACCACAGGAUGGGCAUAGCUUCGAUGAGGCGCUCGAACUGGCCGGGUUCGGUCGUGUGCAGAUCGUGCUGGUGAUCCUGUCCGGGCUCGGAAUGAUGGCAUCGAUCAACGAAGCGAUGGGUAUGAGCAUCAUCCUGCCCGCGGCCCAGUGCGAUCUGGAUCUGAACGCGGCCGAGAAGGGUAUCGUCGGUGGGGCCGUAUUUCUCGGCACAAUGUUCUCUUCCUACUUCUGGGGUUACCUGGCGGACACUAGGGGACGCCAGAUCAUCCUGAAGUACGCUCUGUUCGCGACCUCGUUCUUUGGUGCCGCCUCCUGCAUCGCGAAUGACUUUGUCUCGCUGUUGAUCCUGCGCUUCCUCACCGGUGUCUGUGUGGCCGCACCGGCCUCAACGGUAUACGCGUACCUGGGCGAGUUUACGACGCCCAGCAAGCGCAGCCAGAUGCUCUCGUUUGCCUCGGUCUGGGGUGGCGUCGGUAUCAUCUAUGUGUCCCUGGUCGGAUGGUGGAUACUGUCGUACGAUUGGGUCCUGACCAUCGGCGACUCAUUCCAGUUUAAACCGUGGCGUCUGCUGUUCAUCGUCAACACGCUGCCCGCCUUCCUGAACGGGAUCGCCUUUUGCUUCUGCCCCGAGAGUCCCAAGUUUCUGCUGUCCCAGGGCCGGAACGAGGAGGCACUGGAAGUCCUGCGAAUGGUGUACCGGAUCAACAAUCCAUCACGGCGAAAGGAUGAAGGAGCGUACGAGGUGACGAAGCUGCGACUCGAUCCUGAAGAUAUGAUCGCACGCGAUCGCCAGGAGCAGGACGGUAAAUCGGUAGGUCUGCUCCGCUCGAUGGUACAGCAAACGGUUCCGAUCCUAAAGCUGCCGUUCCUCUGGUACUUCCUUAUCUGCUGCAUGCACAACAUCGGCGCGUUCGCAAUUUACGGUGGUCUGGGUCUUUGGUUUCCCGACAUCAUGAACCAGAUCUAUUCGCAGGGUGAAUCGACCACAGUUGGACUGAAGGUGUGCGACAUACUCCAGAGCAACAGUAGUACCGCCGGUUCAACGCAGGAAGAGUUUGAGUUGUGCGACGAUGACGUAAAGUUCGAGACCUUCUUCUACACCAUGGUGCUGGGUAUUUUCGGUGCCAUCUACGCACUCAUUACCUCGGCCAUUUUGGGGCGGUUCGAUCAGAAGGUGAUGAUGGUGUUCAACUGUACCGUGGCCGGUAUCUGCGGCAUUGCGCUGCAGUUCAUCGCCAACUCGUACGCCGUGGCCAUCCUGUUCUGUUUCGAGAUCGUCUUUGCCGGGUACUGUGUGCUGCUGGUCAAUGCCAAUGUGGUCGCCAUUUUCCCCACUAAUGUGAGAGCGAUGGCCGUAGCAUUGACGAAUAUGAUCGGACGUCUGAGCUGUUUCGUGGCGAGUGCGGUCAUUGGUUUAUUAAUGAUGCAAAACUGCCCCGUCACCUUCUACAUGUUAUCCGCGUUGCUGUUUCUCUGUGCUGGCUUGACGUUUUUGCUUCCCAAAACGUGAUAUGCGCCCGCUAGAUCCACCCCCAACUACCCUCCCCCUUCUCUCCUUCGUUCCUUUCGGUGGAUGCGUAGUCCAAAGUGCUUAAUUAUGUUAUCAACAUGUAAAUAAACUAUUCAUUAG